GGCCGGGUUUUGGGGGUUGAUUCCGGCUCCAAUCCAGGGAAUCCAGGCCGGGAUUUGUGGGAGCCCGGCCGGUUCCGGGGGUCGAUCCGGCCCCGAUCCGGCGGAUCCAGGCCGGGUUUUGGGGGUCCCGGUCCCGGUUCGGCCCGGCCAUGGCGGCCGAAAAACCCGGAGGGCCGGACGGGGCUCCCCACUCCUCCCCUCCCCCCUACGGCCCCCCGGCCCCUCCCCCCGGCCCCAUUUUGGGGGGUGGGGGGGCCUCCACCCUGCCACGGGGUUUCCCGGGGGCCGCCACCCUGCCCAGGGGCUGGGGGGGUGGGGGAGGGGCGGCGGCCACGCUGCCGCGGGGGCUGGCGGGGGGAGGGGCGGGGGGCGGGGGAGGGGGUGGGGGAGGGGCGUUCCACGCGGCCACGCUGCCCCGGCCCCCCCCCCCACCGCCACCCCCACGCCCCUCCCCCCCCGCCCAGCCCUAUGGGGGAGGGGGGGCCGGCCCCUCCCCCACCCCCCCCGCCCCCCUGGGGUUCGGCGCCCCUCCCCCCCCGCCCCCCUUCGCGCUGCAGGUGCCGCCGCCAGCGGGGGGCGCCGCGUACCUGCCGCUGUACCCGGGGGGCACGACCUUCGGCGCCGCCCCCCCCGGGCCUUUGCCCGGCUCGGUGGGGGGGGCCGGGGGGGCUCCUUUGGGACCCCCGCUGGGGUUGGGGGGCGCGGAGGGGCCCCCCCGGGGGUCGCCCCCCCACGAUUACCUGCCCAUCGCCGUGCUGACCACCCUCUGCUGCUUCUGGCCCACCGGCGUGGUGGCCAUCGUCAAGGCCGUGCAGGUGCGCACGGCCGUGGCCCGCGGGGACAUCGUGUCGGCCGAGAUCGCCUCGAGGGAGGCGCGGAAUUUCUCCUUCAUCAGCCUGGCCGUGGGCAUCGCCGCCACCGUGCUCUGCACCAUCCUCACCGUCGUCAUCAUCAUCGCCGCGCAGCACCAGGACAACGACUGGGACCCCUGACAAACCCCCCGAAAAAAGUAAAACCCACCCAAAAAAACCCACAAAAAAAACAAAAAAAAAGAAACCAGAAAAAUCUCCAAAAAAAAAAAAGCAAACCCAAAAAAAA
This is a messenger RNA of Taeniopygia guttata (zebra finch), 1098 nucleotides long. Lineage: Eukaryota; Metazoa; Chordata; Aves; Passeriformes; Estrildidae. The record is from RefSeq and is a predicted model, not a curated record.